This is a messenger RNA of Zerene cesonia (dogface butterfly), 3837 nucleotides long. It is a transcript of the gene Sur-8, whose product is annotated as leucine-rich repeat protein soc-2 homolog. The transcript has a single exon. Gene Ontology annotation, molecular function: protein binding. NCBI's taxonomy places the organism in Eukaryota, Metazoa, Arthropoda, Insecta, Lepidoptera, Pieridae. The coding region runs from base 372 to 2066 and encodes 564 amino acids. The record is from RefSeq and is a predicted model, not a curated record.
UCUCCCUAAAUUAUGUACGAUUUUUUAUCUGUUUAAUUUUUCGAUUUGCGAUUCAAAGAAAAUUUGAAGAUACGCUGUCCUUGGUCUAAAAUUAAUAAUUUUUACAAAUAUUUCCAUCUUAGUCACAAUCAGCAAGUGUAUAAUUGGAAGUGUUUUUCUUUUACUGCUAUUUAACAAAUCGUUAGAAAUAUAAGACGCUCAACGGCAACUUAGUGAUUAUAAAAGACGAUUUUAAUAAAACUGCAUUUUGAAUAUCAGUAUUGAUCCAAUCAUUGUAAAAUAGUGCGAUGAAAGUGGUAAAUAUUAUUUAUUCUAUUUAAUUCUUCAGUGAUUUAAUAUUAAAAAUCACAUUGUGUAUUGACAAGUGCGGAAUGAAUCUCGAUAAUUCAUCGAGAGAGAAUUCGGAAGCGUUGGAUUCCGUCGGCACAGUAAGUCCGAGAGAAAAAUAUCACAGUAUGAAGGACAAAAAAGUAUCGGUUCCAAGUACGGAAGGUGCACGGCCUAAGGUCGUGACUGUGAAACAUCCCGAGUCAAAUAAACCUAAACCUACAGCUAAGAAAAACAAACCCAUUCAAGCCGAUUUAGAUGUCAUUAAGGAGUUCAUGAGGUGCAGAGAUGAAGGAGUUAAAAGAUUAGACCUCAGCAAGUCUUCAAUUACUUCUUUACCACCAAAUGUUAGAGAUUUGACUCAUCUCAAUGAGUUUUAUUUAUAUGGAAACAAACUGGUUGCUCUUCCUGCAGAAUUUGGCUGUCUGACAAAUUUACAAACCCUGGCUCUCAAUGAGAAUUCUCUGACAAGCUUGCCUGAUUCUCUUGCAAACUUGAAAUCAUUAAAAGUUCUAGACUUAAGGCACAAUAAAUUGAAUGAUAUUCCUGAAGUUGUCUACAAAUUAACAUCUUUGACAACUUUGUUCUUGAGAUUCAAUAGGAUUAGAGUAGUGGGAGAUGGCAUAGCAAAUUUAACCAAUUUAACUAUGCUUAGCUUGAGGGAAAACAAGAUAAAAGAAUUAUCAUCAGGAAUUGGCAAUUUAGUUAAUUUGGUUACAUUUGAUGUAUCACACAAUCAUUUGGAGCAUUUGCCUCAAGAAAUUGGAAAUUGUGUAAAUUUGUCGACAUUGGAUUUACAACACAAUGACUUGUUGGACAUACCAGAAACAAUUGGCAAUUUGCAGGCUUUGACUAGAUUAGGAUUGAGAUAUAAUAGGCUUUCUUCAAUACCAGCUAGUCUUAGCAAUUGUGUUAAUAUGGAUGAGUUUAAUGUUGAAGGGAACUCUAUUUCCCAAUUACCAAAUGGUCUACUUUGUAAUUUAACUAAAUUAACCAGCAUUACUUUAUCGAGGAAUUCAUUUACAAGUUAUCCAUCAGGCGGCCCUGCGCAAUUCACUAAUGUAUACUCCAUUAAUUUAGAACACAACCAAAUUGAUAAAAUACCAUAUGCUAUAUUUUCCAGAGCAAAAAAUCUCACAAAACUGAACAUGAAAGAGAAUUUAUUGACUUCUCUUCCUCUGGAUAUAGGGACAUGGCUGAACAUGGUGGAGCUUAACUUGGGCACAAACCAUCUUACCAAACUACCUGAUGACAUACAAUGUUUACAAAACUUACAAGUUCUGAUCUUAUCUAAUAAUCUUCUAAGGAGAAUUCCUCCAAGCAUUGGUAAUUUGGGAAAGCUGAGGGUACUUGAUCUUGAAGAGAAUAAAUUAGAAAUUCUGCCAAAUGAAAUUGGAUUUCUGCAUGAAUUGCAGAAGUUAAUAGUUCAGUCUAACCAAUUAACUACAUUACCCCGCUCCAUUGGUCACUUGGUUAACCUCACAUUCUUGAGUGUAGGUGAAAAUAAUUUACAAUAUUUGCCCGAAGAGAUUGGCACGCUUGAAAAUUUAGAAUCACUAUAUCUAAAUGAUAACCCAAAUUUGUGUAACCUGCCAUUUGAACUAGCCUUAUGUGUGAGUUUGCAAAUAAUGAGCAUUGAAAAUUGUCCAUUAACUGCUAUUCCAUCCGAUGUAGUAUCUCUUGGGCCAUCAUUAGUUAUUCAAUAUUUAAAAUCAAAAGGCCCCUACAGAGCCAUGUGAUAUGAGGAAGAUGAUUAUUUACCAUCUACCUCUGGUACUGAAAUAUCUUAAAUGCUAUUAAAGCCAAGAAAACUAAAGGAUGAUUUCAAAUGUAAUAGCAUGUUAUUAUGACAUGCUUAUAAUAAAUUAUAUACAUGCUAUAAUUUUCAUUGUAUGUUUACUGUUUACAUUAUGUAAAACAGAAUUUAAUCAAUAUUAUUUUAAAUCAAAGUUAUGCUUUAACUAUUUAAAUGUAUUGGUGUUGUAUAUAAAUCUAGAUGUCAGUACUUUCUAAAAGUAAGGAAUUUAUUCUUAUUUAAUAAUGUUUUUAUUGUAUAUCCAGUGGCCAAAAAGGUAUGAUUUAUUAUUCUACUAUAUCUAAGAUAAGCUAGGAGGAAAGAUGUAACUGAAUGUUAUUUAUAUAUUUUAUGUGUUGCUGUUGUAUACAUGUGUAGAAUUAAUUUUCAGAAAUUACUAUUAGCUUCAAAAUUGAGCAAAAGCAUGACAGCAAAGAUUCUUAAUAGUUUAUCAAUUAAUAUCUGUAUCACAUAUUACCAUUUGGAUUCAUUAAAUGUAUUUGAUUAAUAAUAUAAUUGUUGAUGUAUAUAGGAUUUAAAUAUGUAUACAUUAGUUUAUUAGGGUUGGCUUUGAUUGUUUAGAAAUGAAAAGUAUGUUAUAUAAGACAAAAAGUGUAAAAUAUAUUGCAAGUUGUACCUAGUAAAUACAUGAUGAAGUCUUGUAAUUAUAAUCAAUUAAUUUGACUUUCCAACGCAAUCAAAAUGUACACCUACUGUCUAUGGUAAGGAUUUAAUUAUAUAUACUAUGAAAAGGAUCUCAUAGUUGUUCACAGUAUUUGACUAUAGCUGUUUCUGCUCCGAGACAUUGCAUUAUAAGUUAGUUAUGUGUGUUAAUUAAUAAUUCUUUGUGUAAACAAAGUUGUUGUAGGUGUUACAUUUAUUCUAUAGCUGGCUUUUUAAAACAAUACAUUUCAUUGUUUGUUGGUGUUGUAAAAAUAUUGCAUUUACUAUUUUAAUGUUUAUAUAUAGGAUUUGUAGUAAAAACUUGUAUGCUCAUGUAUAGUCCUUAGUUUACUGUUUACAUCUUUCAUUUUUUAAAUACAAUAAGAAGGUUAUUCUUUUAUAUAUUUAUAUUUAAUGUAUUGAUAAUGAAUGCAUCAUCAACUUGUUUUGCAUAUAAUACCAAUUGUCAAUUGAAUAUGGUAUGUUGACAUUAAAAACUGAUCUUUAAUAUAUAUAUAGUCAUGUCCAAUUAUAAUUGUUAGACCAUGUGUUGUAGGUAUACUUUUCAAAGGCCUAUAUUAUAUUAAAGCUUCUACAUUUUGAAUUUUGACUAUUGAUGAGAAAAUAUUGGUGUCCAAGUUAAUACAACUAAAUAAAAUGGUUUACUCAUUGUUGGAUUUUUAAAUUUUCUCUGCAAUAUAGAUGUGCAUAAUUAUCAAAGUAUUCUCAUUUUUUUUUAUAUUUUUUUGCCAAGUAGUGUAUUGGUUGUUUUAUGAGUAAUAUAAACUGUGAUUGUUACGUAUCUAAACAAUUUAGUAAUAUAACACCUAUUUUAAUUAGCAAAAUUUAAUUUUGUUAAAGGUGUUAACUGUACCGGCACUGUGUUUACAAACUGUUUAAAAAAAUAACUAAUGCAUUUAAUUACUAUCAACAGUGUUCUAUAAUUAUGUGACAAAAAUAAGACUUAAUUAAGAUUACUUUUGCCACUGUGUAAGAUUUAUGUACUCUUUUAUGUGUUAUUAAUUGAUAUGAAAUAAAUUAUAUAAAUCUGG